Molecule: messenger RNA, 4811 nt
Organism: Bombus pyrosoma
Lineage: Eukaryota; Metazoa; Arthropoda; Insecta; Hymenoptera; Apidae
Product: dexamethasone-induced Ras-related protein 1
Exons: 5
Coding region: 2858-3496 (212 amino acids)
Molecular function (GO): GTPase activity; GTP binding
Source: RefSeq, a predicted model, not a curated record
UCUCUUCUGAACAUAGAGAGAGAUGCUGUUCCAUGCUGACUUAUAUUAACCCUUCAGAGGCAAUGUAACCACGUGGGAGUGAAGCAUUCAAAUGGAAGCAGCUUUGUUGCUUAUGAAUGUAUGAAAAUGUUUCCCCUUGGUAGAAAAUGCGAUGCUUGAGAACGGAGUAGUAGGGAGAACUGGAAGUCAGUCGUCUACUACGAGAAUAUUUUUUCAUGAGGAAUUUGAAUUUUUACAGCCUUAUUCUCUUUGCGUUAAAUUGCUAAGCAAAAACAUAAAUAUGUUAGUAGAAGCGUUCGUCUUACCGCGAAUCUCUUUUUCAAGAAUUGUUAAAACUGGGUCGGAGAAUUAUUAAAAUUGGCUGUCGUACGAAUAGGAGCUUUUAUUUCGCAGACAACGUGGCGAAAAAUACAAAUAUUUUCAGUUUUUACUUCUGUAAUGGCAAGACGAUUUAUACGACGUUGGAAAUGACUUUUUACAACGCACAGCUUACGUGUAGCUUCCGUGUGGCGAUCCAAAGAUGGCCAAUUCCAUCGAUGGAUACCACGGCCUUGUAUCUUUCAUCAGCGACAGCAAACGUGUAUCGUUUUCAGCUUAAAAAGUAUCACCUGGAUGGAAACUCGACAUGGAGAACGAGAAUAUGCAUAAAUCCUAUGCCCGGUUCUGUCAAAUCUCGUCUUAAUUUAUCGAUAGCGUUUCUAGAUUCGAGCGUUGUACGAUGAAGAAUUAAAAACUUGAUUCAUAUUAAAGGCUCUUUUACGUUUAUGAGAGUAUCGCAUAGUUUGUCUUAUGGCUUUAAAAUAUUAAAAUGCUUGGAGCCUGUGGCAAAUAUUUUAACAUCAAAUAAAUUAAAACACGAUGGUCACUUUACGAGGUACCGUUGGGAACCACUCCUUCGUUGAAAAUGUUCUACUAGAAAUGAAAAUGUGGCUACAGCAGACUGUCGAGUAAUUUACUUACGGCCAUAAAUCUACAAAGCUGUUUCAAAACCGGAGGAACAAACAUCUACGAUCGAUAUUUACCACAGAAAGUACAAUAUUUGACACUAUACCGCAACAGCACCGAUCGGUUGGACGACGAUACAAGGCUGCCAUGAGCGAAAUCUAAGCGUAUCGGCUCGCUUUCGCCCCAAAACCAGAAAGCUUUUAACAGGGCGAUAUUUUUAACCCGCGGCGAGAAAGUGGACACUGACAGAAAACGUGUCACUGAUUUACUGGACCGUGACAGCUUCUAUGUGAUUGAAUUUCGUCUAGAAUUUCUUCGGUUUAAAUCGAAAAUAUUCCAUGAUACGCACGUUGAACCGCGGCGUUGUAAUGUGCUCGUUAAUGUCUUUCACAGAUAAUAGCGAAAUUCGUUUCUAAACAACGACUUCUAUAUGCUCCAUAUGCCUCCAUAUUCAACUCGAAUCGAGUUCCCAAUCCGACAAGAAUAACCUUAAUGGAUAAUAAUGCGGCACGUAUUGUCUCUAGUUUCCACGCGUUUCCACGCUAGUUGUUUAAUGGCCUCGCAGCUGCAGUUUCGCGCUCAAUUUCUAAUCAUUCCAUCAACCGUUCGUCGUCUGAUAUUUUCGUAACGCGUUUAACGUUCAAGGCAUUUGAGUUAAACCGCUGAUUAUUAAUUUUAAAUCGAGCAUCGUACAAACGGAAUUAGUAUUGCAAUUAUUGCGUUUUAUAAUUCUCCCGAUGAAAUCAUUAUUGCAUCAGAGUGCAAUUUUUACGAUAAACGACGCGGAAAACAUCGAACUACGAUACGAGACUUGAUGAGGAAAAAUCGUGAAAACGAAUUCGAAACGUUCCGCGUGAUCGAACAGCAAAGCCAGCCUCCGCUAUGCGCUCGCUCUCGCCGCUAAUAGGACAAACGAUUUAAUUCCGUUCGAAUAUAAUCCAUGUUGCUGUCGCUGCUGUGGAAAGCGACGUAACAGCGUUCGAGAGAAAAUAUUCAAUCGGAAAUAAAAUUUGUUAGAAAUAUGUAAAUAGGUUUUUAUACAUUUACCGACUUUAUGGGUCAUUAGAAAAGUUGUUAUGUAAAACCUCGCGUAACGCAAUGAUUACAGCGGAUGUAUGUUUUGACAAACUGUCGUUCUGACAAAUGAAAUAUUUGAAGACUAAAACACGUACACUCGUGAAAAUCAAUAUACAUGUCGGAGAUGAAAGGACAUCGGGGCCUUUCUUUUGAAAUGUUUGAGAAAACCCCCAAUACCCUAGGUCAGACUUUUAUUAUAGCUACACUUAAUUAAUAAAACUAAGAAAUAGUUGUAAUGUUCUAAUCCGAGUAUGGGUGCUCAAGGUUUACGACGAUGGGCUUGGGCUCGAAGUGAACAUAACGGAUCACCGAACGUAGCCACGGUCACGGGAGAGACAUGUACCUAACAGAGGUAUGGAAUAAUUAUAUAGUUCUCCUUAAAAACAAAGAUUGACCCGAGAGGUGGGGAGAGGACUAUAUAAGGGCAGUUCCAUUUGGGCUGCGGGGCAGUUUAUUGAGAGAAGUACUACUCGUACGUGGAGUCACACCAGGAUCGUGGAUCACAUCGCAUUCGUCAUCCCGUUGGCCGUGGAUUCGUUAUCGAACCUAAAUUCAUUGUCAUUGACAUCUCGUUUGUCCGAUUGCCGCUAUUACUUGUAACCUCUUGUAAUCAUCACAUCUGUACCAAUAACGAUCAGCUAGAAUACAUAACCACGAUGGUCAAUUCGAGUGAAGAUUCGUCAAACGUCCAAAAUUCCAACGAUUUUUGUCCAACAAGUUCGAAGAGAGUUACACACCGACGAUCGAGGACUUCCAUCGAAAGCUGUACAGGAUUAAAGGCGAGGUUCAUCAGCUCGAUCUUCUGGACACGAGCGGCAACCAUCCGUUUCCCGCGAUGCGUCGAUUAUCCUUCCUAACAGGAGACCUGUUCGUGGUGGUGUUCAGUUUGGACUGUCGAGAAUCCUUCGAGGAGGCCAUCAGACUGCGUGAAUCGAUCCUGGAAACUAAAGUGAGCGCGACCCAAAGUGCGACCAAGAGCAGGAGCAAAAGUCACUUCAAUUUGAAGGUUCCUAUGGUCAUCGUUGGAAAUAAAUGUGAUAAGGAAACAAAAACAGUUACGAUUGAAGAGGCGGAGGAGUACUGCAACAGUCAAGACGAUUGCUGCGUUUUCGUGGAGGCAUCCGCAAAGAGAAACUACCACGUGGAGGAGCUUUUCUAUCAACUGUUCAUAGUGGCCGGCUUGCCGCUGGAAAUGGCGCCGAAUCAUCACAGAAAGGUCCCACUCACUUUCGGUUCUCCUACCAUGUUACCACCGUCACAGCCAAGGCAUAAAGCCACACUGAGUAUAAAGCGACGGCUGAGCGACGCCUGCGGCGUCGUGGCGCCCAACGUGCGUCGGCCAAGCAUCAGAACGGAUCUAAUGAUCAUGAGAACGAAAACGUGCUCCCUUGCAGCCGGGAAUGAGAACAACGCGCCGGGAUCGAGGAUAACCCUGCGUACCUCCGACGCCAGAAAGACGUGUUCCAUUCAGUGAUAUCUCUCGGAGAUCCUCUCGAAACUGAAUUCGAAACGAUGGGUCUGGAAUUCGAAGGACGAUCCUCGCCAACGAACACGAUUCUCUCGAACGACGCGGUCGUUAUAAUAUAUCGAGUAGAAGGAAUUGUUCGUUCCACUUUUAACACUCGUUUGACAAAGAAACGUUUAAACGAUGUUUGUUGAUUCCAUGGAAAAUGGGAGACAAAGAAAAUUAUACGAUGGCAAAUUAACGUUCCUUCGAAAGAACGACAAGAAAACGCGAGCAAACAUUGCGUUUUUAUUGCGUCGGCCGUGGUGUAUCGCGCGUAACAGAGUUGGCAUGGAAGAAGAGUCGUAAGCGAGAAUCGUCGAACCGAAGAAAACGUUUAAACCGACCACGCUGCUCGCCUUAAUUAAUUAAAGAAAUAGCUCUAGCAUAGCGUUCCGGGAAUAACGUAUAUUACUAAAAUAAGAUACGAUCGCUGAGGACCGAUCGUUGGAUCGAUCGACCGACGUCGACCAGGAAACGAAAGAGUUCGGCGUAAUCGCGGAUGAAACGAAAGGGACACUCUUCCCGUGAUAACUCUGGAUCUUUUGGUGCGCUAUCGGAACAGUCGACCAUUUACAUUCCUAAUCAAAGCAAUUAUAUCUUCUUUUACUUAUCGAGCCUUCGCACCGACGAACUUAACGAAUUAAACAACUCUUGGUUGGUAGAUCGAGACGAACGAUCGCCAAUGAAAGAUCGUAUAGCGAGAAUUUCAAACCCAAGAUCGAUGUAUCCUUCGUAGUUUGUUGAAAUGGUCGACUGAUCGUGACACUUGGAUUCUAUUUAAGCAUGAUUGUUAAGCCGACACGAACCAAAUACCGUAUACGUGUAUAUAGUUAAUUUAUUCGUAUGAAACGAGAUGGCACACUAUUGUACCGAACAUAUACGAGCAUUGGAUGCGUUGAUCAAUCAUAGCAAACUUUCGAAUCAUUUUGAAUAUCGUUCAAAUUUGAACAAUUGCCGACAUUUAUCUUCGUCCAGUUACAUUGAGCCGAGAUUCAAUUUAGAAGUUUUCAGUAGUAAAACUAAAGCAAAAUUUUCUUAACGGAGAAAAGAAAGAGCGGAAGAAAUGAUUAAAAUUCGAUACGCUUCCGAAGCUGUUUAACCUUCGACGACACAGCAACACGGCGCACACGUGUGAUUGCUCGACAUUGAAAGAUUGUAACCGUAAUAAUCAAAGCGCAUAGAAACAAAAUAUGUACGAAAGACGCAUCUUUUCGUAAAACUCACCCCUAAUUUUCGGACCAAAAAAACGUUUCGUUCUCUUGUAAUAAACACGUAAACAAUA